AUGGCAGCACCCGAGGAAGACUACUCCUCCCUGCCUCUUACCGAAAGAAUAACACACAAGAUUUGGAAGGUUCGAGUUGCAGCAUAUGAGGAACUCACGAAGAAAUUCACCAAGGCCGAUCCGUCAAACGAAAGUGAGUUCAGGCCGUACGAGGGUAUCUUGAAAAACAUUGCCACAGACGCCAAUGCCGUUGCUCAGGAAACCGGUUUGGCAACGCUUCUGGCAUACGUAGAAAACGCACCAAAUCCCACUAAGCAAGUGUCUCGUAGAUACAUCCCGGUAUUCUCGCAUGACAAAACGGGCUUCGGUUCAGCUCGUGCCGGAACAAAAAAUAAAGCCGUGGAACUCGUCCUCUUAUACAUAGAGGUCGACACCCCUGACCCAGUUGUGGAAGAUGUGCUUGCGGGGUUGAAUGCCAAACAACCGAAAUUGGUCACGACCACGACUUUUGCGCUCAAGGAAAUCAUAAGGUGCUACGGCGCAAAAACGGUGAAUGUCAAACCAAUUCUCAAAAUCCUACCAAAGAUAUUUGGACACACUGACAAAAACGUUCGAGCCGAGGGGACUCAACUUGUGAUAGAGCUUUACAAAUGGUUAGGUCCUGCCAUCAAUUCGUACUUAUCAGAAUUGAAGCCAGUGCAGGUGAAAGAAUUGAACGAAGCAUUCGAAAAAUUACCCCAAGAGAAACCUAAACAGGAAAGGCUAUUGCGUUCGCAACAGGCUGCUGCUGAGGCCGCAGCAGAAGCUGGUGAAGGAGCCGAAGAGGAGGCCGAUGAUAAAAAGGAGUUGGACGCAUACGAUUUAGCAGAACCGGUUGAUAUUCUUCCAAAGAUAUCAAAGGAUUUUCAUGGGCAAUUGGCUUCAUCAAAGUGGAAGGAAAGAAAGGAAGCUUUGGAGGGCCUGUUGGAGGUGUGCAAAACGCCCAGAAUUGCUGAUAGCAAUUAUGGAGAGUUGGUUGCCGCCCUCGCCAAGCGGAUGACGGAUUCUAACAUAUUGGUCGUUACACUGGCAGCCAAUAUCAUAGAGGCUUUGGCAUUGGGCUUAAGGGACGCGUUUGCAAAAUAUAAACAAGUGGUGGUAACCCCAAUAAUUGAGAAACUCAAAGAAAGGAAACAAAGUGUUGUCGAUGCUUUGGCAGCAGCGUUGGACGCGGUGUUCCUAUCCGUAAGCAUAUCUGACGUCACGGAGGAAAUUCUGGCUGCUGGAAAACACAAAAAUCCACAAGUAAAAACGGAGGCCAUGAAAUGGUUGGUCAGGUGCUUAAAGAAUACAAAGGUCGCCCCUAACAAGGCAGAAAUUAAAUCCCUAAAUGAGAUGAUGGUGAAAGAAUCGGAAAAUAGUUUUGAGCCGGUGCGUGUUGCGGCAUUCGAAGGACUUGGCACCAUGAUGAAAGUUAUCGGGGAGAAAUCUAUGAACCCUUAUACAGAAAAUCUCGAUGAUAUACGUAAGGGAAAGAUAAAAGAGUUCUUUGAGAAGGCGGAGGUAAAAGUUAAGGUUACCACAGCGAAAAAACCGCCACCAGCCGCCGCUGCACCAGCCAAAGGAAAGCCAGUUCCUAAGGCUUCAGUCAAAAAGGAUGAUGCUAAAAAAGAUGCUAAAAAGGAUGAUGAUAAUGAGCCUAAGAAAUCAACUGUUCCAAAGAACCCCAAGUCGAUUGCACCGCCCUCAAAAAAGCCCGCGGCGAAAACAUCCGCGGCUGCCACAGCUCCACCUCCCGCAAAAAAAGGUGGUAAGGCAAAGGAAGAAGAAGUUCUGAAAUAUAGGUUUAGCGAUGAAGGUGUCGAAAUGAAGUUUGCUGAGAUUGUUCCUGAAGAUCAGACGGCUGAAAUGGGUGAUAAGAACUGGAAAUUACGAUUGGCAGCCAUUGAAAAUCUGUAUAACACUCUGGAUGAAAAGGAUCCCUCUGAAAUUGAAGCAGAGUUGGUUGUCCGAUUUCUCUCGAAGAAACCUGGAUGGAAAGAAAGCAAUUUUCAGGUGUUAUCUAAAGCGUUUAAUAUAAUGGAAUUGCUCUGUACCAAAGUUCCUUCUUUCGAUAAACCGACGGCGGCUCUUUGCAUACCAGUAUUGGUGGAUAAAUUGGGAGACAUUAAACUUAAAAAAAGUGCGUCCGAUACAUUGACAGCAUUCUCCGAGAAGAUAUCACUGCAAUUUGUCAUCGGGCAAGCAUAUGAACCUUUACGCAAAGCUAAGUCACCGAAAAUAUUAGCGGACAAUUUGACGUGGUUGCAUGGCGCCAUAAUGGAAUUCGGAAUAGCUGGUCUUCAAGUAAGGGAGUUAAUCGAUUUUCUCAAGUUCUGCUUAUCGAACACGAAUGCAUCUGUCCGAACGAAUUCGGUUACGGCCUUGGGUGCGCUAAGGAUUUAUGUCGGCCCCGAUAUCAGAACAUUUGUUCAAGACUUGAACCCUACACAACUUGCCACGAUUGACAACGAAUUCGAAAAGGUUGCGGAUCAAGCGCCACCGAAACCAUCAAAAGUUAGCGCCGAAAUAGCUAAUUCUGGACGUGGUGGGAAUGAUGCCUUGGAAGAAUUAUUCCCGAAAGUUGAUAUUGGUGCCCUGUUUACAAGUAAAAUGAUGGCAGAUGCUAGCGAUGACAAGUGGAAAACGCGAAAAGAGGCUCUCGAUCAAAUUCUCGCAAUUGUUGAUUCCAAUAAGAGGAUUAAACCAAACCUGGGCGAGUUCGUUCCGAUUCUGAAGGCACGGUUGGCGGAUAGCAAUAAAAACCUGCAAAUGAUGGCUUUGGAUAUUUGCGGAAAGCUCGCAACAGCAAUGGGAAAACCAUUUGAAAAGCACAUAAAAAUAUUAGUCCCACCAGUGACCGCAGUGCUGACUGAUCAGAAAGCUACGGUUCGCGGGAGUGCUAUCGGUGCAUUGGAUUGUCUUGCAAAUGCUACCAACUUGGAUCCUUUAGUCCAACCGUUGGCAACUAGCCUCGCUACUGAAAAUCCGCUAUUACGUAAAGAUUUACUAAGUUGGCUAUCCGAUCGCCUUAAAGAAGUUGACGAGAAAAACAUUUUACCCGAUUUGCAACCAUUCGUAGUAGUUAUACUAUCAUGCUUACAGGAUCGUAAUGGUGAAGUGAGAAAAGCGGCACAAAGUUGUUUAGGGCCUAUAGUAAAGAGUGCUGGUUUCGACUACGUGGUAACACGAUGUGGAGAUCUCAAGGGUGCAGUAAAACAAACAAUUAUGCCGAUGAUUGAAGCUGUUCGUCCAGCCCACGGCAAUGGUCCUCUUCCUAGAGGAAAGGACGCCAAAAAACUUGGCCCCAAAUCCCGUCUUGCUUUGCCAACAGCAAAGGAUAACAAAAAUGAUGACGCUUCUGACGACAUAGACGACGAGGAACCAACACCGAAAUUACCUCCUGGGUUGGUGCUCAAACCACCAACCAACAUAGGUCAAGGUAUUCCUCAACGCACCCUUGCACAACCACUCGCGGCGCCUACUAAUAACACAUCAGGUCUAGUCCCUCCCAAUGGUAUUCCCUCCUUAGGCGCUAAUAACGGACCACAAUCUUCCAUUGUGGCACCCAACAGACUUCAACCACCCGCACAAAGAGGUGGAAUUCCACAAAGUGGGAUUGGUAGAGGCUUGCCAGCGCCUCGUCUUCAAUUUUCUAGACUUCGUCAGGGUGUGAAUGGAGCGAAUGGUCACCCAUCCGAGGCCUUGGACGAUUCUGAUCAUAAGGACCCUGUACACAUGGAAAUUGAUAAGCCGGAGCACAAUAACUUGGCAAAUGAUAAUUUUGCGGUGUCAAAUUCUCCCGGAAUGGCAGCAUCUAAACAACGAACAUCCGAACGCGGUUCGGUAUUCUUGGUGGAAGUUGUCAUAUCCAAGAUCCAGAGUCCCGACUAUCCACAAAGCAUUGAAGCACUAAAAGAACUAGAUAAACAUUUGAACAAUUCCCCUGAAUCACUUAUUCCAUCUGUUAAUGACAUUGUUAAUGCUUUGACAGUACAAGUGCGAAUUUCAUAUACGAAGCUUGAUCCGCAGUCACAAAUACUGGUUCGACUGUGCAAGCAUCUGGUUAAUGCAUUAGUUUUAUUGUUUUCAAACAAGGAUUUAGCAUUGGCCGUAUCUCAAGAAUCGCUUGAUAGCUUGUUAACGGAAUUAGCACAUCGUCUACUUGAUCCCAACCUCCAAAUAUUAGAGUCGUCUGGUCAACAAUUGUCAAAAGCACUAAACGUAUCGAUGGUUAAGGUUCUCGACAACAGUAAUCUUUUGAUAUUUAGUGCCCUAAUAUCUAUACUUGAGAGAUCGGCGGCAAAAUUACGAGAAGUCGAUCCAUCUACCGCUUCCUCUCAUACAAAGUUUACAGAACUGAUAAUGAAGUGUCUAUGGAAAUUAGCGAAGACAGUUCAAGAAAACUUAAAGAAUAGCAUCCUCCAACCUAACAGACUAUUAAGGGAUCUCAAUAAUUUCCUGUAUUCAACGCCACCCGCAGAAUGGAAGAGACGCGCAGCCGAUAAGGUCCCGCUUGGCGAAAUGCCUCUUCGCACAGUAAAAACGCUGCUGCUCGAGCUCGUGACCGGACUUGGCGAAAGUGUAUAUGAUCAUUUGGACCUUAUUGACGAUCCUCAACAUAGUUUUGUAUACCCUUACUUACACCAUAUGCUCGAAGCAUGUCGUAAAAAGGAAAAACAAAAUAAUACGUCGUCAAAUGUUUCUAAUUUGCAAAGUCGGCCUUCAUCUGUUAGUUCCAUAAAGUCAAUAGGAAUGGAAUCGGCAUAUUCGUCAUUAGAUUCUUCGCGAGCGUCGCCGGUACAAAAUUCCUCACCUCGACAUUCAUUUACGCCCACUCCCACGCAAACCAACGAACAACUGGCUCGAAAUUCUGUUGCAUCCGAAGCGCCGGGGCAGUUUAAUGAAACGCAGUCUAAUAGUUCAGAACCAGUCAGUCCAGCUUCACCUCAUACACCCAUGACACCGAGAUUCCCUACACCGACUGGCAGUAGCCGUUCAUCAGGAUCACAUGAAGUAGAGAUGAAUGCACGUUUAACCCAAAUAUUUCUUAAGAUUGGUACGCGAGAAGAAACUAAACAGGGCAUUUACGAAUUAUAUGAAUUUCAAAAACAACAUCCCGAAAUGGAAAGCAAAGUGACAUCGCAAUUGUCAAAGACAGGUCCUUACUUUCAGAGUUAUAUUCGUCGUGGAUUGGCGAAUAUCGCUUCAGAAGAAGAAGAAAAAGAGAGAGCCAAUGCUAUUGCAGGAAUUAAAUCCCUAAUUCCAUCCGAAAGUGAACAGGAUGAAGGCGACCCUUACAAGCAAAAAUUACUAAGAUUACAACAUGUCUUUGGCUAUAACAAUGAACCUGGUUUUGAACAUCAAUUGG
This is a messenger RNA of Acaulospora morrowiae, 5329 nucleotides long. NCBI's taxonomy places the organism in Eukaryota, Fungi, Glomeromycota, Glomeromycetes, Diversisporales, Acaulosporaceae. The record is from the annotation of a GenBank genome assembly.